Molecule: messenger RNA, 1403 nt
Organism: Abrus precatorius (Indian licorice)
Lineage: Eukaryota; Viridiplantae; Streptophyta; Magnoliopsida; Fabales; Fabaceae
Product: mannan endo-1,4-beta-mannosidase 7-like
Exons: 5
Coding region: 114-1403 (429 amino acids)
Molecular function (GO): hydrolase activity, hydrolyzing O-glycosyl compounds
Source: RefSeq, a predicted model, not a curated record
UCGCCAUUGAAAACAAAGCGAGACUCUAGACUGGGUUCAAUGUGAUUUUGAAGUUAACAUCCUUGUCUUACACCGCAUUGACAGAGAAGAAAAAGCAAAGACUUGAGAUAAGAAUGAUGAAGAAUCGCUUCUUUCUGGUCUUUUUAGUUCUCUAUAUGAUAGUAGAAUGGGGGAUCUCACUCAAAAUAGAAGCUGAUGAUGGGUUUGUUAAAGCAAGAGGGGUGCAGCUUAUGCUGAAUGGGAGCCCCUACUAUGCCAAUGGUUAUAAUGCCUAUUGGUUAAUGUAUGUGGCCUCUGAUCCAUCUCAAAGAAACAAGGUGUCAUCAACGUUUCAAGAGGCUUCAAACCAUGGACUUAACAUAGCCAGGAUAUGGGCUUUCAGUGAUGGUGGAUACAAACCCCUACAACACUCGCCUGAAUCCUACAAUGAGGACAUGUUCCUGGGGUUGGACUUCGUAAUAUCUGAAGCUAGAAAAUAUGGGACAAAGCUGGUGUUGAGUUUGGUGAAUAACUAUGAUAACUUUGGUGGAAAGAAACAAUAUGUUGACUGGGCAAGAAGUCAUGGCCAGGCGAUAAAAUCUGAAGAUGAUUUCUUCACAAACCCUGUAGUGAAGGGAUACUACAAAAACCACAUCAAGAGUGUACUCACAAGAUGUAAUAACUUCACUGGAGUCGCUUACAAAGAUGAUCCAACUAUAAUGGCUUGGGAGCUUAUGAAUGAAAUUAGAUGCUCUUCAGAUGAAUCAGGAAACACGGUUCAGGCUUGGAUCACUGAGAUGGCAUCUUACUUGAAAUCCAUAGAUGGAAACCACUUGCUAGAAGCUGGUUUGGAGGGCUUCUAUGGGCCAUCGAAGCAAGAGUCUAAUCCGAGCUUCCACGUUGGAACAGAUUUUAUUGCAAACAAUCAAAUCCCUGACAUAGAUUUUGCAACCGUUCAUUCAUACCCUGAUCAAUGGCUACCAGGUUCAAGUAAUGAAGAUCAAAUCUCAUUUUUAGACAGUUGGCUGAAUGACCACAUACAAGAUGCACAGAACAAAAUUCAGAAGCCAGUUCUGUUUGCAGAGUUUGGGGUAUCAAAGAAAAAUGUGAGUUCUGACUCAAAUAUAAGGGACCAGUUUUUCAACAUGGUUUAUUCUACAAUCUAUUCAUCAGCAAGUGAUGGAGGAGCAGCUGUUGGUGGCUUAUUUUGGCAACUUUUAGCCCAAGGAAUGGAUUCUUUUCGAGAUGGUUAUGAGGUAAUCUUAGAUGAGAGCCCCUCAACUGCAACCUUGAUUGCCCAAGAGUCUCAAAAGCUAAACCAAAUCCGGAAGGUGUACCCCAAAAUGAGAUAUUUUAAGCAAUGGAAUAAAGCAAGGGAAGUUAGAAGCUCACAAUGGCAAAGUGGUGCUAACGAAGGAAACUGA